CGACUUGUUGAAUAUGCGAAAUGUCUAAAGAAUGCGUAAAAAGAAUACAAAAAGCGAGGUGCAAGUGCAGAAAUCAGCUGCAACCAACUCCAAGGCAGCCGCGUCGGCAGGCGGAACUCGGCUUGCCUUUAUCGACUGCACUGCAAGCACAACAGCGCACUCAGGCCCGCUCACCCAACAGUCGGUGAGUGCUACUUGGCUUCCAGGGAACGCCAUGCUGCCCCGGAGAAGCCAUCAAUAAUUAUUCGCGAUCCACGAAACGUGCAACCGACGUUCACUGAACGUGGGGGCAGGCGCACAAUUCAACCGGCGAAUGCCCCGGCACGCUUCCAAAACGUUUCCAGCAGAGUGCGGUAGAGGGCAGCACAAGAAAACGAAAAAAAAAAAAAGAAAGAAAGGCGGAUUAUGGCUUUGCGUUGUCGGUUGGUCGCAGUGAACGGUUGCUCUGGCACGCGCUAGCUUGCUCGCAAAACAUUGCAAUGCUCCGGAUUUCGCGGUGUGGAGAGACAGACACCUCACGAGUGUCGUAGGGGGGCGAAUGUGUAAAGAAGACCUCAUAGCAACCGAUUUCGCGCAAUCUUGGUGCACGCCGCUCGGUGACGGCAGAUAACGAGAGCUCCGUGAAGAACACGCCCCGGUCGAGAAAACAAGAGGGAAGCAAGCUUCCAAGCCGGAACCGUCGUCUGACAACACUGUUGUUGCCGUUCGGUGCACAUGGGAUGAGAGAGGGCGAGCAUUGCACUCUGGCUGCUACCGAAAGCCUCAGCGCCGGAGUCGGGUUUUUCGCGCAUGUCAGCGCUCGUAUCUAAUCUUUACUCGCAACAUCCUCCCAGGCUUGCGUGGCGGCUUAGCGUCGCUUUCACUUGUUCCCGCACCCACUGUCGUAAGAGGCAGCAUUCAGCGUUUAUCUUUUGUGUUCUUUUUUAAAUCUCUGUUGCGAAGGGGCAAAAUAGUCACGUGAUGUUUCGUCAACAGAAGAUGUUACCGGCGUUGAACCAGCCGUACGGGGAGAGACGCCGUGCAACACAUUGUUGACGGGUGGCACUUCCUCCUCGUUGUAGAGUGGGCAUUUAUCCAACAUGGAAACGGCGCUUGCUUGCCAGAUUUCCUAGCGGUGCCUCUCGCCUUGUCUGCCUCACUUAGAGGUAUAUCUGGGAGGGAAGUCGCAACAAAUUUAGCGACCGUGCAUGCUUCGUCGAAGGACGGCAGCUCGCGGUCGGACUCAAUCGACGAUGCAGCCGCCGUCGAAGGCAGGUGGCGUGAUGGGCUUCGUCGGCACCAAGCACGUGCUGGCCGUGCUGUUCGCCUGCUUCGCGACCCACGUGUGGAUUCAGGGGUCGUCGGCCGUCGACAGUGUAGACCCGGACAUCUCCAGAAAUGUGUCGCAGAUCAUCGCCGACAAGGGCUAUCCCGUGGAGGAGUACGAGGUGGAGACGAGCGACGGCUUCGUGCUUCCGGUGCAGCGGGUGCCGUGGGGCAUCAAGCGUCGCUCCGACAAGCUUCCCCGAGGCGGAGCCAAGAAGGUGGUCUUCCUGCUCCACUACCUGCUGGGCUCGUCUGCUGACUGGGUCAUCAACUACCCGGAGCAGAGCCUGCCUUAUCUACUGGCUGAUUCAGGAUACGAUGUCUGGCUUGGAAACGUGCGGGGCAACACCUAUUCCCGCCACCUACGCUACAGGAAAGACGAAAGAGAGUUUUGGGACUUUUGCUUCGACGAGAUGAUUGCGUACGACCUCCCGGCCAUGCUGGACUUCGUGCUGAACGAGACUGGCCAGCAGAAGCUCUUCUACGUGGGACACUCCCAGGGCUGCCUCAUACUAUUUGGCCUGCUGGCCGAAAGACCGGAGUACAACGAUAAGAUCGAGCUGUUCACUGCUAUGGCGCCGGUGACCACAGUGACGUACAUGAGGUCCCCUAUACGCUACCUGGCACCAUUUGUGGAGGACGCAGGGGCCGUGUUCGCCAUGUUCGGCGAGUACGACUUCCUUCCGAGCAGCCCGUUGAUGAGACUCGUUGCCGGAACCCUGUGUCUGUUCGAGGAGUCGCGCAGCCUUUGCGAGAACACAAUCUUUUUUAUUUGCGGACCGGAAGGGCCGCAACUCAACAAGACUCGGCUCCCCGUUCUUGUGAGCCACACGCCGGCUGGUACGUCGGUGAGGAACAUGGCACACUACGCUCAGUUAGUGCUAAGUGAGAAGUUCCAGAAAUUCGACUUCGGCAAGACAAGGAAUCGAGUGCGCUACGGACAGGAGACGCCUCCCGUGUACAACCUGUCGCGGGUAACGGCGCCUGUGGCGUUGUACUGGAGCAGCGGCGACUGGCUGGCCGACCCAAAAGACGUGUCGCAGCUCCGUGACCAGCUGCCCCGGCUGGUGCUGGACUUUCGCGUGCGAGACCCUUCCUUCACGCACCUGGACUUCAGCGUGGGCGUCGGCGCGCGCCGCCUGGUGUACGAGCCCCUCAUGAAGGCCAUGACCAGCGUGCGGACUCUGUUGCACCAUUUUUACCCCGAAUCGUGAACAUAGUUGCAGAAGCUGCGCAACGAACCAUUCGUAGCCAAAGCUGUUCAGCCCCAAACCACUUGCGGAACUCGGAGUCUCCAGAUCUGGGCAUCGUCCUCAAAGGCCGAUCGAAGUGUGGUGACUCUGGCAUUCCAAGAAAAAUUCUUGAUGGCAAGAUGGCGUCGUUGGUGCUCCCAAUGACGCUAUAUUUCAGGUGAUAGAUUAAAGAAAAAGGAACUACACAGUCUUAGAAUGACAGACAUCGAUGACUGAAAUAACAACAAAAACUAGCAUAGCCACUUUUGUAGCGUUCUGUCGCACAAGAAGGAGAGACCCAAAUCUAAAGAAAUGCAUAUGCUGUUAUUUCUGGGGCGUCACGCACUCAAGUCACCAGGAGUGGGCUUAUGGCGCAAAGACAAUUUAGAAAAAAAAAAUACCUUUGGUCAUUUAUAUUUUUGUUUUUGUCCUGUCUUGUGCAGGCGGUAAAAAAGUUUCAGAAGUUGGUAAUACUGGCCUACAAGUACCUAGACCACGUUCUCACUAACUGUAUCGUUUCGUUAUGACCUGACAUUUUCUCUCAUGACCAACAUGACCUGUCGAUUCAGACAAAUUACGGGCACAGUCGUGCUUUGAUUUAGGUAGCCACUGAGCUUCCACAACCAUGACCUCUGAGAUUGAGCGACGUGGCUCUAAGCGACAUCGACCGAUCACAGAGACCAUGUUGUAACACUCAAUAACGAUCUCUGCGAUGCGAAGUUGUUUGAUAAGCAUAUCAUUUGCUCUAUGGCCUAGUCGAUGUCAGACGUGCACGGUUACAAAUUAUACAUCCAGGAUUUUCUGAGGAGUAUUGUCGAAGCGCAGAGACCACUAUAUUAGAUGGAAGCGUCAAGGAAAGAAUGGGAUUACGCAUAAUGUUAACUCUCUCCAACGUGUUCGCGAGCAGGUCUCGAGAAGUCUACAUGUUGAAAACAGCGCCGCAGACGAUGGGUAACAGCAGAAUUAAGGCGGACUACACAGAGGAGGAGGUGGAGGAUAACAAUUUCUCAGCAAUUUGUGCGAUCAUGACUUGCUUGAAGAACACAUCUUUACUAAAUUUCUGUUUGAUCGACGCUGAGAGCUUUUGGUUAUGAAGCGUUAUGCCACGAAUGUCUAACGAAUGUUGAUAAAGUGGUUACCGCUUCAUUCGAGGAGAGAAACUGCCCUCCAUCUGGUUACAAGAUGAUACACUUAGAGUUGAGAGUUACAAAAAAAAAAAAAAAAGAAAGAAAGAAAAUCUACCCUUCUGGUUUCAAAUGUUUUGCCUCGAAUAUCUAACGAGCCAUUAUACAAUGACGUAACUAUUUCAUUCAAAGUGAGAAACUGCCCUCUAUUCUUGAAGAAGACGAUGAAAUUCCAUCGUAGAUGCCUUUCUGAACACCGCGGUUAGUGUCCCAUCAGAAGGAAUGGACAAAAUAUGUUCCACUCGAAAUAAUGAAAAUGGCCCUGCUAAUCACAGAAAAGAAAUCGAACUUCAAGAACACCAGGGACCGGAAUUUCCUUUAUUUCCAGAGGUUUUCUAGUGAAAGGUAGGUCACGGAUUGGAUCUCUUAAAUACAUUGUAGGCGUCAAAUCGCCAACUUUGAUGACACGCCUGACGCUGACUACGCGGUCAUAAAAGAGUGAAUGUAAAUGUUUACUCACGCAUUCUUUCCCCCUGCUAUUCAAGCUAAAAUGUUCCUAUUUUUUGUGUCCAGCAUGCUUUCCGCGAUUUCCUGUGAUGACUGCUGAGAAGUAAAAGACUUGCGCGCAUUA
Dermacentor andersoni is the source of this 4292-nucleotide messenger RNA. RefSeq names its product gastric triacylglycerol lipase-like. Lineage: Eukaryota; Metazoa; Arthropoda; Arachnida; Ixodida; Ixodidae. Gene Ontology annotation, molecular function: hydrolase activity, acting on ester bonds. The record is from RefSeq and is a predicted model, not a curated record.